AUGACAUGGGCCCCGGUCCUAAUGGUUCCAUCACGUGAUUGGGCAUCGCAACCUCCUGGACCACCAAAAGCCUUUCAAACCAUCUUCUCUCGCACUUUCCGAAGAGCAGCGCCGCAAAAGCAACUCCUAGCCGAGCUAUACCAAGAGCUAUGGGACAAGCCAAAAGCAGGGUCGGCAUACGAAGCAGCGGCGCAAUGGUGCAAAGACGACAACGCUUCCGCGCUCGACAACAAGCUCAAUCUAAAGGCGGGCGACCUCGCUGCGUUGGACAAUGGCUACCUGGGCGCUUUCAGGCAGGCAGUAACGAACAACCUCAUGCAGUCCUCUAUCAAUGACUAG
This is a messenger RNA of Letharia lupina, 339 nucleotides long. RefSeq lists its product as uncharacterized. Lineage: Eukaryota; Fungi; Ascomycota; Lecanoromycetes; Lecanorales; Parmeliaceae. The record is from RefSeq and is a predicted model, not a curated record. Gene Ontology annotation, molecular function: protein binding. The transcript has 2 exons. Bases 1 to 339 code for a protein of 112 amino acids.